Salmo salar (Atlantic salmon) is the source of this 2468-nucleotide messenger RNA. RefSeq names its product zinc finger protein 385B. NCBI's taxonomy places the organism in Eukaryota, Metazoa, Chordata, Actinopteri, Salmoniformes, Salmonidae. Gene Ontology annotation, cellular component: nucleus. The record is from RefSeq and is a predicted model, not a curated record. Gene Ontology annotation, molecular function: zinc ion binding; nucleic acid binding.
CCUGACAAACCCAUGAAUCACUGGGGGCUGAUUCCUUCUGCCUGAAUCCUGAAUCGCAGCCAGCAGAGGCAGACUUGUAAAACUGAUUGAUUCAGACCGACUGGACUGGGGGAGCCCAUCCUGAUGAGAUGAGGAGGGUUUGAUCGGCUCGAUUCAGGCUUGGUGUUUUUCGUGGUUUCCUCACUCAAAAUGAGUGGUAGCCUGACCUAGAUUUGUGGCUGUUUGUGACCGUGCCACUGCUCGGUUUGGGUCGACAGGCGUUGUGGGGGUUGCAGCUGCCUCUAUUUUUCUCGUUCUCUCUCUUCUGCUCUCUGUGGCACCUCCACUCAGCUCCCACCAGGCAGGGAUCUCUCGCUCUCUUUUCAUGUUACACACAACACAUCCCUCCCUUCCUCCCUCCUCCGCCAUCCCUUCUUCCGUCAUCACUCGCUCUGUCACUCCUUCAUCAGUCUGCCGUCAGUCAGUCAGCAGCAGAUCAGAUCACCAGGAGGACAGGUCUACUCAGAGCUUUUACAGUACUGAGGGAUUAUUUCUCCACUUAGCUGUCUAUAGUCCAGGAGAUCGACUUUACAUGCUACAUGGUUCAGUUAUCAUGUUUCUGGGAAGUUCAUGCCAUAGCAACACGCUGCCUGCGCUGGUGCGGACUCCGUCUCUGAUGAUGCCGUCCACUCUGGAUAUGAAACCCUUUAUGCCCUUCCACCAAGUGGACACGUCCUCUGCUGUGGGACUCUUCCCUAAUUUUAACACGAUGGAUCCCGUGCAGAAAGCUGUAAUAAACCACACAUUUGGGGUCCCCAUCCCUCUGAAGAAAAAACAAGUGAUUUCCUGUAACAUCUGUCAACUUCGCUUCAACUCAGAUAGCCAAGCCGAGGCACACUACAAAGGCAGUAAACAUGCCAAGAAGCUCAAAGCACAGGAGAACACCAAGAAUAAGCCGCCCAAGAGUUCCCCUCCUCCUCCUACUCUUCCUCCUUCUCUGGACAGUGCAAUGAAAAUCACCACCACCACCUCACCCAACUCUGUCAUGGCCAGCAACUCUGACAAAUCAGAGCAAAUCGCUGUGCCUCCCAGUGAGGCGGAUAAAACCUUUGCUUCUCCAAAUGCUUUCGUCCCCAUCAUCUCCACCUCCUCCUCCCUGGCAGCAUCAAUGGCCAUGUCCGUCCACAGCCCCUGUAAUCCCGUCCUGUGUGAUCCCACGCCUGCCAGCCCCCCAUCAGCUACGCCAGCACACCUACAGGGGCAUGUUAUGAAGACUAGCAGCAGUGGCGGCAGCAGCACCAAGCCUGGGCUCGUGUCCCCCACCACUGCUGCUGCUACAGCAACUCAGCCCACGCCAGAGUCGGAGGAGGAAAAAGCCAAAAAGCUCCUGUAUUGUUCGCUGUGCAAAGUGGCCGUCAACUCUCUGUCGCAGCUGGAGGCCCACAACAUAGGUUCCAAGCACAAAACUAUGCUUGAGGCGAGGAACGGAGCAGGUCCAAUUAAGGCCUAUCCCAGACCGGGCUCGAAGCUCAAAGUACAGGCCACCAACGUGCUAAAAGGUUCCGGACUACAGAACAAAACGUUCCAUUGUGAGAUCUGUGAUGUUCAUGUCAACUCAGAAAUACAGCUCAAACAGCACAUCUCCAGCAGAAGGCACAAGGACAGAGUAGCUGGGAAACCGAUGAAGCCCAAAUACAGCCCUUACAACAAACAACAACGCAGCUCCACAGUCCUGGCCGCCAAGCUGGCUCUUCAGAAGGACCUGGUGAAGCCUAUCUCCCCUGCUACGUUUCUCUCCAACCCCUUCUGCCCCACCACCCUCCCCUCCAUCUCCCUGCAUCCGCGGCCCAACCCCUCCAUCUUUCAGACUGCCGGCCUGCCAGGCUGCAUGCCCUCUUUCCUCCGGGCUGCUCCAGGGCCAGUCCGGCCCACCACUGGCUCUAUCCUCUUCACCCCAUAUUGAUUCCUGGGUUUUGACACAGGGGUCGUGUUCAGUAGGCAGGGAAUGGAAGAAAAUGGACAGAGCCUGAGUGCAAUGGGGAGGAAACUGAGCAAAACAGUGAGGUACUAUCUGAGCUCGUCCAAUAAGAAAUGCUUGUUUUUGUCUCCCAUUGCGAAAAUAUUUAGCUACGGCGUACCCUAAUGAACACGACCCAGUGUAUCGGUAGAGAGGGCACCAGAGGCAACACGGAGGGAAACUGACAAGAGCAGAGAACCAGGGGACCUCUGACCUUGUGGAGCAGUGAGUGCACUGCAUACUGGAUGAUGUCCUAGUACAUACAAUACCCACCCAAUGCACUGAACUGAGAGGACUACUGCACUGCGAAGCUUGAACAAACAACAGUGUAUUUAUUUGAUUGAACUUGUUUACCUUUCUCUGUCUGCGUGCAUUGCCCUGAGGCAUGAAGCACAGAGGUUCAGUGGGCCCGCUAAGACCACUGAGGGUCUAAGUAUUGGAUUCUUGUGGUAUAAUAAAGAGAAUCAAACCA